Messenger RNA from Necator americanus (New World hookworm), 444 nucleotides. RefSeq lists its product as uncharacterized. The record is from RefSeq and is a predicted model, not a curated record. The coding region runs from base 1 to 444 and encodes 147 amino acids. The transcript has 3 exons. NCBI's taxonomy places the organism in Eukaryota, Metazoa, Nematoda, Chromadorea, Rhabditida, Ancylostomatidae.
AUGAUGAACGACCUGGCUACUGAGCUAGGCAGGAGGAGACGAGCGGCUUGGGGAGUGUGUAAGAGCAUCGAGGAUGUAGUGAAGAAGACCAAGAACACACGGCUCCGUGCUCACCUCUUCAACACCACCGUAUUUCCUGCUUUGACCUAUGGUUCGCAAACCUGGGCAUUUCGCAAGCAGGAAGAAAACGCGGAAGAUCGCCGACCCGAUGGUGAGAUUUCUUCAAGAAGUCCUUCAAAGAAAAUUAUGAUGCUCUUCGUGUCCCACGCGAAAGGAGGAUCCACUGGCGACUCUGGCACGCGAUCGCGACAAAAGGAAGAAUUACUGGCGCCCGCUCGACCAGUUCGAAAAUCAAUGGGAGUCAAGGAAGCAGUAGAGUCAGCUUUGCUUUGCAGUACUGGAGAAGGUUUUGCUUUGCUAAAAAGUCUACUUUACAACUAUUAG